Molecule: messenger RNA, 1197 nt
Organism: Caretta caretta (loggerhead turtle)
Lineage: Eukaryota; Metazoa; Chordata; Testudines; Cheloniidae
Gene: MTFP1
Product: mitochondrial fission process 1
Biological process (GO): mitochondrial fission
Cellular component (GO): mitochondrion
Source: RefSeq, a predicted model, not a curated record
AAGGGCGGGCUGAGCCUGGCCCCAUCGGCCCGCCCCGCCGGCCCGGCCCAAGCGGGCGGGGAUUUGCUGACCCGGGGCCGGCGUGACGGGGCCAGCGGCCGCCGCGCCAUGGGGCCCCCCGCCGAGACCGACCUCUACCGGGACACCUGGGUGCGCUACCUGGGCUACGCCAAUGAAAUUGGAGAGUCCUUCAGAGCCAUUGUGCCCAUCUCGCUGGUCUGGGCGAGCUACGGGGUGGCUACCACAUAUGUGACAGCCGACGCGAUUGAUAAGGGAAAGAAGGCAGCUGUUGCACAUGAAUACGACGCGGGGAAGACGACGCGGGUGGCCGUGGCUGUGGUGGAUACGUUUGUGUGGCAGGCGCUGGCCUCCGUAGCCAUCCCCGGCUUCACCAUUAACCGCAUCUGUGCUGCCUCCCUCUACCUCCUGGGCACCAUGACCCACUGGCCCCUCCCCAUCCGGAAGUGGAUGACCACAGCCAUUGGCCUCUCAGCCAUUCCCAUCAUCAUCAAGCCCAUUGACAGGUCUGUGGAUUUUCUGAUGGACUCCAGCCUUCGCAAACUCUAUGGUGCAAAAGAGAAACAUCCCUCUUCUUCCUGAGGCAACCCCCCUGCCCCCAUGGCUGAAGUGGGGCAGCGGGGAGAACUCUCACCCAUCCAGCUCCACACCUCACAACUGACUCCACUGUAUUUGAGUAAUUUUCUGCUGUUAAGCCAACUUACUGUGACAUCAGGGCAGGAGAACAAGAGGGCUGGGCAGUCCUGCCCCAUGCAUCUCUGCUUCAGAGGCAUUAGCACCAGGCCUGAAUGGCCAGGAGCUGGUUGUCCUACCCAAAUGCUGGCAGCCUAGCUGCUUUGGCAGAAUGGGAUUUCAGGGUUGUUUUUGGUCCUUUGUGGCCUGAUUCAGGGAGUAUUGGGGGAGGAGAAGAGGAAAAGCGGAAUUGCUACCAAAACCCCCGUGGUAUUAAUACAGGCUAGGGCUGGUAGAGGCUCUAUCUAAGUUACAAAGCCGUGGGACAGGUUAGGUUUGGCCUAUCGAGAGAUCUGCAUUUACUGUGAAAAACCCUGUUCUGGGGGUUAAUUGUACUAACUCACAUUCAUCUAACUGGCUCCAGUUCCUGCUGUUUGACUAGUCAGGUUCCCACUGUAAAACAACUCUGCAAUUCCUUCUCCUCAGAAUAAACCACUUUAACCUGAA